GCAAACAAUAUUUAUAUCACUCUAAAAGUUUAGGUGCAUGUCCAUUUCGAGGAGCAUCAUCAUUUCAUUAUUGAGCUCCACUCGCAAACGGCACAUUAGUUUUGCGUGCACUUAACGACUAUAUGAGUCUCAUAGAAGUUUCCUAGUUAGAUCAAUUAUGUACUUAGGUACGUGUAUUAAGCUUUGUACAUAUUUGACCAUGUACUUAAGUCACUUUUAUCAUCAUUUUAUUAACAUGAAUCAGGAUAUUGAUUGAAGAAGACAGCCUAUCAAUAAAUAAAUCACUGCCGAUAGCGAAUGAUUAUUUAUUUUAUCAACAUAUUAAUUUUAACAGAAUACAUAUUUUCCAAGUAUUAAAAAAUAUUGCCAAAUGAUAAGACGUCUUACGUAUAUUCGCGCUUCGAGCUCAUAAAAAUAUGUGUCCUAAAUGACGAAAAAGGAAUAAAUAUUUACAGAUGAGUUCUUAUAUAAUCAAACGAACUGAACAGAAAUUUGGCUUGAAAAUACUGUUAUAUAAUUGAAGUAAAUAUAUAAAACAGAAGUGUGUUCAAAAUGGAUUCUCAAAUCGAAAAUAAUUGUAAAUUAUCUUUAGAAGAAGCGCUGGAGAAAACAGGUUAUGGCCUUUACAACUAUCUGAUUAUCGCCCUAGCUGGAAUUGGCACAAUAUCAUUCAUAGCACUGACCUUUGGAUCCACUAUCAUCGUGCCAGCCAGUGCUUGCGAGUUAGCCACCACAAGUGCACAGCAGGGUCUACUAGUUGCGGUGCCAGUCUUUGGAGCGGUGGUUGGUACUCUGUUAUGGGGUUACCUUGGUGACACUCGCGGUCGCCGCCGCAUGCUGUUGUUAUCGCUGACUCUGGGCGGAACCUCCAAUGCGUUGGCCAGCAUCUCAGUCAACUGGCUCAUGCUCAUGAUUGUCCAACUCUUCACUGUUACUUUUGGCUCAGGGAUAUACGUGCUAUCAAUGACUCUACUCAGCGAAAGCGUGCCUGUGAGGAAACGAAAUGUCGCCAUGCUGCUCGUCUCUAGCAUCUUCCUCCUAGGACAAGGUCUAAUAUCAGUAAUGGCAAUACCAGUCAUACCCCUAAGCUUUUCCCUCCACAUGCCAGCGCUGGGAAUAUACUGGAACUCUUGGCGAACCAUGCAAGUGGUCUACUCUUUGCCCUGUGUUAUCUGUGGAGUCUGUCUGUUGUUCAUGCAGGAGAGCCCUAAGUACGCACUUGCCUCCGGUGAUGAGGAUUGGUCGUUGAGGAUUUUGGAAACUUUUUAUAGAGUGAAUAAUGGAAAACGCGGUGAAGAAUUCGGGGUGAAAGGUUUGCUGAAAGAAACAAAAACAGCAGAAAAGAAAUCGGCAAAAGAUCAAAUUUUACCGCUCUUAAAGAUGCCGUACUUGAAGUACACGCUGGUCAUGGCUUGUCUUUUCAUAUUACACCAAAUUGUGAUAGCAUUUUUAGUAUGGGCACCGACUAUUACCGACAAGUUCAUGAAGCUGCUGGAAACUGGGGAGGGCACAGACUUCACCCUCUGCCAAAUCAUCGAUGCCGAAGUCGAACCUAAUCCUAAUGUCGUCCCUUGCUCGCUCAACCGCAACGCUCUGCUACUGAUGUUCGGAGUCUGCGCCAUGCACUCUUUCUUCAACACCAUCCUCAGCCAGAUAGUGGACAAGACAGGUCGUCGCAACAUGGCGAUGGUAGUAGCGUCCAUUUGCGGCGUGGCAGGCAUCCUCAUCAAUCUGGUACCCAACGCUGUGGGGACUGUGGUCUUAUUCAUAGCCUUCUCCAUCGCGUUGGUGUCCAUGGGCUUCUAUACGACGAUCUCUGUUGCGCUGUUUCCAACGCAUUUGAGAACAACAGCAGUAGCGCUCACAAUGAUCGGCGCGCGGCUCAUGAGCGUGUUCUUCAUCCAGAUUGUCAACUACCUCCUCGCCAACUGGUGCGCUGGUGGCUUCUACGUGUGCUCUGCGUUGUUUGGCUCAUCGGCUCUAAUAUUGGCGUUAAUACCAGACGACCGACGGAUACGUGCUCCGCCUCCUAAUGACCACGAGAACACUGAAGAAAAGAGGACAUCUUUAUAAUAGCAAAGUUAUU
Cydia pomonella (codling moth) is the source of this 2086-nucleotide messenger RNA. RefSeq names its product solute carrier family 22 member 7-like. Gene Ontology annotation, molecular function: transmembrane transporter activity. The coding region runs from base 553 to 2073 and encodes 506 amino acids. The record is from RefSeq and is a predicted model, not a curated record. The transcript is spliced from 11 exons. Lineage: Eukaryota; Metazoa; Arthropoda; Insecta; Lepidoptera; Tortricidae. Gene Ontology annotation, biological process: transmembrane transport.